AGUCGGGCUGAUACGGAAGGCGGUAGACGGUAUAUUAACAAAAAAAUCCCAAAAAAAUAAUAAUAUUCGAAUAAUUCGCAACCGGGCCAAACGUUCGUCACCCCAUCGCUCUUCGGCGUGUAAUGGCUUUUCUGCGUACGGCGGUCAAAUUCAGUGUUUGCAGAAAAUUCGGUCUGUUCGAUCCCCUGCAGAACAAUCUCGGGAAAUUCGGUAGUAACAUCAAUUUGGAGCGGAUCGCGUUGAAGAGCACCGCCGCGAGCAGCACUUUAGUGGACAAUGCGACCAAUGCAGUGGAAAAGCAGCAACAGCAGCCCCCUCGGGAUCCAUUGGAUACCAGUUUCAACGAUCCCAAGGCGGCGUUUAAGAGCAAAACCAAUUGGGAACUGCUCAGGGCCUAUGUCGUCUACACGUUGUGUUCCAUCGAGUAUUUGGUUACCCACAAUAUGCAGUUAAUGAAAAUCUCGAGAGCCAUAUUAGGUGAAAAGCUAUUCGUCGUAUUAAUGAAAGGCACUUUCUACGGGCAUUUCGUCGCCGGAGAGGACCAGUUCAAGAUCAGACCGACAUUGGAGAGGCUCAGAUCGUUCGGAGUCAAACCCAUCCUGGAUUAUUCCGUCGAAGAGGAUCUGUCCCAAGAGGAAGCCGAGAAACGAGAAGUCGAAUCCUCCGUACCCGAAGCUGGUGAGGAGAAAGUCGAAGGACCAUUGAAGCAGUACCACGUCGAUAAAACCUUUGCUGAUAGACGAUACAAAGUGCAAUCGGCCAGAACUUACUUUUACCUCAAUGAAGCCACGUGCGAACGAAACAUGGAAACCUUCAUUCAGUGCUUAGAAACGAUAGCAGACUUUCAGCAGACAUCCAAAGGAUCUACGUAUGGUACUGGAAUUGCUGCGGUCAAAUUAACAGCUUUAGGUAGACCUCAAUUAUUACUUCAAUUAUCCGAAGUAAUCAUGAGGGCGAGAGAGUACAUGGCCGAAAUUGUCGGAGGAACGGGCAACGUUCUGUCCCAUCACGUCAAAGUGGAAGAUCUCGAAGCGAAAUUCGAUAAAAUCCAAGACAAGGAAUCGUUGAAGAAAUUCCUUACUCAAGUUACCGCCGACAAGCAAGGAGUUCUGCAUCUGUUCCCUUGGUCCGGCAUCAUCGACGAUCAGAACGAUUUGAGCACGACCUUCAGAGUGCCGGAUCUGAAGUCCGGCCGGAUGAUCAGGCUGAUAACGCAGCUGUCCCCGAAGGAAGAGGAAAUGUUCAGGAACAUGAUUAGACGAUUCAAUACGAUCGUUAAGGCCGCGGAAGAAAUGGACGUACGAGUGAUGGUGGACGCGGAACAAACCUAUUUCCAACCGGCCAUCACGCGAAUCACGCUGGAAUUCAUGAGGAAAUACAACAAGCAGAAAGCCAUCGUUUUCAAUACCUAUCAAUGUUAUUUGAAUAACGCCUUCACCGAAGUCUCCACCGAUUUAGAGCAAGCCAAACGUCAGGAUUUCUAUUUUGGAGCUAAAUUAGUUAGAGGAGCUUAUCUCGAACAGGAAAGAGCCCGAGCUGCAGCGAUGGAUUAUCCCGAUCCGACGAACCCAAAUUACGAGGCCACCACGGAGAUGUACCACAACACGCUGUCCGAAUGCCUGAGGAGGAUCAAGGCCUUCAAGCAGAAAGGGGAAGAUAAGAAAAUCGCCAUAAUGGUGGCCUCGCAUAACGAAGACACCGUUCGAUUCGCCAUUGAAAAGAUGAAAGAGUACGGCAUAGAACCCGAAGAUAAAGUCAUUUGUUUCGGACAGUUGUUUGCUAUGUGCGAUUACAUCACAUUCCCAUUAGGUCAAUCCGGUUAUUCUUCGUACAAAUACAUACCGUACGGUCCAGUAAACGAGGUGUUGCCGUACUUGUCGAGAAGGGCCCACGAAAACAAGGGGGUUCUGCAGAAAAUCAAGAAAGAGAAACGAUUAUUAGCUAGGGAAAUCUUCAGACGAUUGGCCACAGGACAGAUAAUUUACAAGCCCAAAGGAAACUACGUACCCAUAUAAAUAAGAUGUUUGGAUGCUGUCUUAACAAGAUCCUUGAAGGUUUUACCUUAGUUGAAGACUUAUUCUUUGUAGAUAAGUAGAAAAAAUGCGACAACUCAAAUGAUAAGCUACACAGUUCCAAAUAAUAUCUGCGUGAAUGGUCCUCAUAGGCCUAAAAAAAUGUACGAUGUGUGUUAUACGAAGCAGGUUCAAUUUUGUUACAAUUUCUUGCGCGUUGACGCUCUUAGUUUUUAAAUUUACAGUAUGAUAUGCGAUAAUUGUAGGAUAGAAUGGUGAUAUUUAGAUGAAAACAACAACAACAAGGAUCUGUACGGAAUGAUAUGCGUCAAUUACAAUUGGGGAACUGAUGUAUUCGAACUCAAAACAAAUAACUCGAGGUAUUAGUGAGAGUAUUGUAAUUUAUUAUUUUUUUUAUUUAUUAAAAACUCAACGUGUGUGGGAUAUCUUCUUAUUUUAUUUAGUUUUUUACCAAAGCUGAAUACUUAAAUGCUUACAAAUACAAGUAGUUAAAACGCUCGCUUUUCAAAGCCAUCUUUCGCGUACAUUUUGAAAGAUAUCUCACGCUUUUCAAUGGGAUUCUAUGAAUUCACGCAGAUUCAACAGAUUAGAUUAAAUAAAGUACUAAGUUUUAAAAUAGGGAAACUGUACAGUUAAUAAUAAUAAUUACGGUUGCAUAAUCAUUAUGUUGUAUAUUUGUUAGAAAUUUUACCGAGCCGCAGGUGUAAUGUCCCUUUUCCGGGUAAGCAGUUUUUGGAUUUUUCAAUUUUUCGAAAACGAAUCGAAAUAAAGGUUAGUGUAAUUAAUUUUCAUUCGUCGAUUCCCGGAAUUUCGAAUGGUAUUUUCGAGAAAUUGCUUACUAACGACACGGGCGUACAAAUUUACAGAUAAACAGGCUUUCGAAUUUUAUGUCGUGCAUCAUAGAAAUAUUUUUAUUAGGUAAAGAAGUCAAAGUCUUAGAGAGAAAAUAAUGAAAUAUUAACUCGAUCUGGAAUCCCAGAAAUUUUAGGUUAAAAUUUUACCAGGGUUGCAGCGUAAAUUUUAUUAUUUUUCAUAUAAAUUUUAUUUUGCUCAUCAUUUCGAACGGAUAUUUAAAGUAGUCUGUGAUUUUAUGUUUUUAAAAGAAAUACUUGUUGAAAGACUACCGUCUAACAUAUUUUUAAGUUAUUUUUGGUGUGUAUGAACAAAAAAGAGAAAAUAAAUUCAAAAAAAAAAUUCAAUUUUUGUUUUUAUUUAAGAACGUAAGACUGUGUGUAACUUCAGUAUGAUGUUAGCUUAUUGGAUUUAUUUUAGAAAAUUAGCGACAUUUACGAUCCAAUUAGCUAAUAGUCUUGUUAUAUUACGUAAAAUAUGAACAUUGUGUCCUUAUAGUGUAUGAUCUUUGACAAUAAGUACAAAUUUAAUAAAUGUUUCAAAUGUAGAUUUUGGUUGUUUCAUCACCUUACUGACAAACACUUGAUCGAAUUUAAAAUGUACUUAUAAUAUGUACUGCUUGUUUUUAUUAUUUUUAUUGAAAAAAAAGGAGGUAUUAAAGGGCAUCAAUAGUUCCCCAAACUUCAUUAACCUAAAACACUGACAAUGCCAAUAAGAAACUACUUACUAAACAUAUUUUCUGCUCUUUUAAAAACUACAACAAAGGAUAAUUCAACAUGACAUCCUGUCGAGCCAAUUCCAGCAACAUAGGAUCAUCAAAGAACUUAUUUAUAGAUACAUCCUGACUGAGACCUUUCCGCCUUCGAGUUUUUAUCAUAAAUUCUCUUGCCAAAUGCGUCGCAGGUUGCGGUUCCAAUGGUCUGAUCACGAUAGUUUUAUCCAAAGGAUCACCGGGGACAAU
Phyllotreta striolata is the source of this 3846-nucleotide messenger RNA. NCBI's taxonomy places the organism in Eukaryota, Metazoa, Arthropoda, Insecta, Coleoptera, Chrysomelidae. The record is from the annotation of a GenBank genome assembly.